AUGACCAUCGCCAAACUGGACUCGUCUCCAGUUCUCAAGCGCUAUAGUGGCGGAAGCCGUGAUGUGAGCGCUGGGAAUCUGGAAAGCACCCCACUCAUUCGAACGCUGCCAGAACACUUGUAUGGAGCAAGGUCUUCAAGCAGAGAUAGGAGAGGACGUCAGCCCCAUCACCACAGGGCGAUGACUGUGGACCUGCCGCUGCAACGAGAUAGAAACCUACUGGGGCUGCCUCACGAAAGGCGGCUGCUGGUCUCUGCUGCUGAUAUGCACAGAUUCAACAACCCCAGAGUUCACGCGGGCCCGUCGAUGCCUUUCUACCAGAGACUUCUCUCUGGGGGGUUCACUGUGCUGAACCCAAUGCUGUCGAGUCAUGAUUUGACGACAUUUGCAUUUUCUGAUGCGGGCCUGGUUCGCUCGUGUUUGGACGAAGUAGACGAUUUCGAGAACACGCCGCUUAGAAGGAUGAGUGUUCUCAAUGAGCUCAGGCCAGAGAAGCUAAUAGGCAACUGGGCACCAUUGGCAGAUUGGAAAGCUGGCCAUGUCGAUCCUAAUCUGUCUAAGAUGCUGCGUGGGCUCCGCAAGUUCUACAAGGAACAGAAUCACCUUAUUGAGAGGUACACAGAGAUUGACCACUUCCUCGAUUAUGGGAAGAUCCACUUGAACAUGUUGAACAACUACACGGAUCCUAAGGCGACCAAACUAAAUUCUCUUGAGGAGGAACCUGAGCUGGCACCCAUGGCAAAGGCUACAUCGAAGUCUAGGCUCAACACCGAACCGGGAAAUAUCAGAGAAGGUGGCGUGUUCUUGGGGUACAACGAGGAACAGUCGCUGCAGAGCGUUUUGGUUGCUAUUUUGGUAAACUUUGCUGUGAAUACUAUGUUACUUGUGGGCAAGAUCGUCAUAUCCUUGUUGACCAACUCCCUUUCGGUGAUAGCGUCCUUGGUAGAUUCGGUGCUUGAUUUCUUGUCGACUUUUAUCAUCUACAUCGCCAAUAGGCUUUCCAACAGCAAAAAUUGGCGCACACAAAUUCUUUACCCUAUCGGAAGGACGAAGCUAGAGCCUUUGGGGGUUCUUAUAUUCUCGGUCAUUAUCAUCAUCUCCUUCUUCCAAGUCGGUCUUGCAUCUUUCAAGAAGCUCUUCUUAAGUCUGCCAGAGGAAAGAGUGGUGGUUGAAAUUGGUCUCGAUGCUAUUUCGAUUAUGUUGGCAACCAUAUUAGCCAAAAUUAUCUGUUGGGCCUGGUGCAUAACGUCAAAAUCGAGCUCCGUGCAAGCUUUGGCCCAAGACGCUAUGACUGACGUUAUUUUCAACACAGUAUCUUUAAUAAUGCCAACUAUCGGCCAUUACGCAGGUAUUUGGUGGGCUGAUCCCCUUGGUGCAUUCGUUCUCUCGGUGUAUAUCAUCAUCAGCUGGAGUUACACUGCUUUCGAACACAUUGAUAACUUAACAGGUGCUGUUGCCAGUGCUGCUGACUACAAGGUGGUAUUAUAUUUGGCAUACCGUUUUGCAGAAUGCAUCAAGCUGAUUACUGCGUUGAAAGUAUAUCACGUUGGCGACAAUCUCAACGUUGAAAUAGACGUUGUCUUUGACACAGAAAAUUAUAAUUUGAGCUUCAAAGACGCUCACGAUAUCGCUGAAGCCCUUCAAUAUGCGAUCGAAAGUUUACCUAUGGUUGAGCGUGCUUUUGUACAUAUAGAUUACAUGGAGGGCAACUUUAAAGGCCACCUUACAUAG
Molecule: messenger RNA, 1731 nt
Organism: Candidozyma auris
Lineage: Eukaryota; Fungi; Ascomycota; Pichiomycetes; Serinales; Metschnikowiaceae
Exons: 1
Coding region: 1-1731 (576 amino acids)
Biological process (GO): monoatomic cation transport; transmembrane transport
Cellular component (GO): membrane
Molecular function (GO): monoatomic cation transmembrane transporter activity
Source: RefSeq, a predicted model, not a curated record